Messenger RNA from Guillardia theta CCMP2712, 1011 nucleotides. RefSeq lists its product as hypothetical. Gene Ontology annotation, molecular function: protein-arginine N-methyltransferase activity. The transcript has 8 exons. The coding region runs from base 1 to 1011 and encodes 336 amino acids. Lineage: Eukaryota; Cryptophyceae; Pyrenomonadales; Geminigeraceae. The record is from RefSeq and is a predicted model, not a curated record. Gene Ontology annotation, cellular component: nucleus. Gene Ontology annotation, biological process: peptidyl-arginine methylation.
AUGGGGGGCGAGGAAGGGAAGAAGGCAGUGAUCGACAAGCACUACUUCGAGUCCUACGCUAAGAUCGGGAUCCACCAUGAGAUGUUGAGCGACAGGGUGCGAACGGAGAGCUACAGGAGUUUCCUCCUCAACAACCCCUCGCUGGUGAAAGAUAAAGUUGUGCUCGAUGUCGGUUGCGGGACGGGGAUUUUGAGCUUGUUUGCUGCACAAGCGGGGGCCAAGCACGUGUACAGUAUUGACAUGUCGGACAUCAUUGAUGAAGCACGAGAGAUAGUGAGGGAGAACGGUAUGGCGGAGAAAAUCACUCUGAUCCGAGGAAAGGUGGAGGAAAUCACUCUGCCGGUGGAGAAGGUUGAUCUGAUAGUGUCGGAGUGGAUGGGCUACUUCCUGCUCUACGAGAGCAUGCUUGAUUCGGUGAUCGAGGCGAGGAAGAGAUUCCUACGUCCGGGGGGAGCAUGCAUGCCCGACAAGUGCAGCAUGCACAUCACAGCGAUCGAGGAUAGCGAGUCUGAUGGCUACCUGCAGCGGUUGAGCUUCUGGGAUGACGUUUACGGGUUUGACAUAAGAUCGCUGAGCACGGAGGGGACAGUCGACUUCUACAAGGAGUCUCAAGUGAUAUCAUCAACCUCAGUCAUCAACAAGUUCGAUUGCAACGUUGUUGAGGUCAAGGAUCUAGAGUUCGUGGGCGAGUUCCGGUUAGAGGUCACCAGGAGCGCCAAGCUGGACGCGCUGCUUACCUACUUUGACAUCGAGUUUGCGGGGGGAUGUGACCAGGUGGUCAGCUUCACGACGGGGCCACAGGAGAGGAUGGAGGAGCAAACGCACUGGAAGCAGACGAGCUUCUACCUGGACGAGGAGCUGGAGGUACAGCAGGGGGAUAUAGUGGCAGGAGAACUGCACUGCAAGCGGCACUCGAAGAACCCUCGGGCUCUGGAGGUUCUGAUCAAGUGGGAGGUGAAGAGAGGAGAGCACAAGGUCAAGAGCAAGUUCCAGACGUACGUGGUGGAGUGA